CGCAUGCUCAGUACGAGGUUUCAGAUUUUUUGUGUAUUCUAAGGUGUUACGGCAAUGAAUCCAGCAGUUUCAGCAAGUCCCGUUGAAGACAUUGUUGGAGAUAGACGUUGGAUGGACAUGCACGAACGGUUUGUUGAGGAGGCACAAACUAUAAAAACAGACUUGUUAUUUCUCGGAGACUCAAUAACUCUAUUCUGGAAGCAAUCAGAGGAGUGGAAACUCUAUUUUAAACCACUUGGAGCUCUGAAUUUUGGAGUAGGUGGUGAUGCUACACAACACUUGCUUUGGAGAAUACAGAACGGAGAACUGGAGCCACUGAAUCCAAAGGUAAUCGUUUUGUUAAUCGGCACUAACAACUUUACACAACAACAUUCAAAUGAGCAAGUGUGUGAAGGAAUCAUCACAAUUGUGAAAUACAUCAUCGAGCAUAAACCACACACAAAAAUACUUCUUUUGGGGAUUCUUCCGAGAGGUCAUAGACCUAGUCCUGUGAGGGAGAAAGUUGAAAAGAUCAAUGAGUCUGUGAGGUUGUUAGCAAGUGAGUUUCCGGCUGUUCAAUAUCAAGACGUAGGUUACUUGUUUCUUAACAAAGAUGGAAUACUCAGUAGUGAGGACAUGCAUGACUACUUGCAUCUCACUCAUUUAGGAUACAGCAAGCUGAGCAAAGUUGUGCACGAAUCUGUGACUCAAAUGUUGAAAUAAUUGCAGUGUGACACAACAAGCUAGUCCAUGGGCUUGUCUUCGGUUAUCUAGAAAAUGAACUUACAUUUAGCUGUAAAGAGUGGUCUAGUUGGUUUAUGAGUUUCUGGCCUGCCAUUCACUUGCAGUGUCUUAUGGACUUCUCUUAGGCUGAGAUAGACUUGAAGUGUAUGAUUGGUGUGACUGCCUUGAAUCUAUUGUGCCAGCUAGUUGGCAUGGUGACCUCUUCUCAAUAACUAAUUUGACU
Molecule: messenger RNA, 946 nt
Organism: Corticium candelabrum
Lineage: Eukaryota; Metazoa; Porifera; Homoscleromorpha; Homosclerophorida; Plakinidae
Product: platelet-activating factor acetylhydrolase IB subunit alpha1-like
Exons: 5
Coding region: 55-702 (215 amino acids)
Molecular function (GO): phosphatidylcholine lysophospholipase A1 activity
Source: RefSeq, a predicted model, not a curated record